Phaethon lepturus (White-tailed tropicbird) is the source of this 522-nucleotide messenger RNA. Its product is annotated as chromosome unknown open reading frame, human C16orf91. The record is from RefSeq and is a predicted model, not a curated record. Lineage: Eukaryota; Metazoa; Chordata; Aves; Phaethontiformes; Phaethontidae. The annotation marks the transcript as partial. The transcript is spliced from 2 exons.
CCGGAGGGCGGGGGGGCCAUCCCCUUCUCCGCCAGCAAGGCCAGUCCGCGGGUGUGGAGCGUCAGCCGGUCUAUGGGGAGUGACCACGAGAGGCCGUGGGGGAAGGUGCUGCCUGUCAGUCUGCUGGGCGCUGGGCUGUUGCUCUGGUGUGUGUUAAGGGAAAAAACGGAGAUUGAUGAGCGAUUGGAAGCAGUUUUCUCCGGUCAGAUCGUGGACUCUUUAGAUGUGGCCCAAAAAAGCAAUGCUCCCGUGCAACCGCAGAAGGAGAAGUGUUUGUCUUGUCGGCAGCAUUUUGUUGUUAAAAGCACCGACUAUGAGGCCAUCAGCUGGAGCUCGCUGAAGCAGCUCUGCGUGCUCGUUCUAAGACACACCUUCUCCACGGCGUUGGAGGACACAGACUGUGUAGUCGGACACACUUGCGGCUGCAUCACGUCCAAGAACACAGGCUCGCCCAAGGCUCCGCGGGCACCCUGGCGCGGACAGGCCUUCCCCGACCACGCAGGGCUUCCUCGCGCGCGCUGA